AGAAAGAGAGAGAGAGAGAAAGAGAGAGAGAGAGAGAGAAGAGAGAGAGGAGAGAGAGAGAGAGAGAGAGAGAGAGAGAGAGAGAGAGAGAGUUCAGUUAUCAGACUAACACCUUCAAGCCUUUAGGAAAUCAUAAAGUUGAUCACGUGGUUCAGUAGAAACGCCCCCUGCUGGGAGUUUCACUGAGUCUAUAUAAGAACCAGUCAGUCUGAACCAGUAACGGUCUGCGCUCCUCUGGUCCCAGUCUCCAGUCCAGAUCAGUUUCCUGUAGAUUCUCCUCCCAGUUAUAAACCAUGGACAGAAUCAUUUGCUCUCAGCUCUGCCAGCAGCAGGUCCAUCCUCACCGACCGGACCGGCAGCUGGGAUCUUCCAGCGAGCUGACAGUUUCUGGAAGAGCAACAGCUUUAUCAGUGUUUAGUUACUGGUUAGUUACUGGUUAGUUACUGUUCUGUUCACACCAACGGCGACGACAGAAAGGAAAAUGAGAGGAGAAAACGUUUUCACUCUUCUAGUGGCUCUGACUUUAAUCUUCCCCACCGACUGUCAAGAUCAGAGAAACGUGACAGCAGAACCGGGUCAGGACGUGGUUCUGCCAUGUAGAGCUGCUGGGAACAAACGGCUCAUCGCUGUGCAGUGGAGCAGAUCUGAUCUGGGGUCAGAUUAUGUUCUUCGCUACAGAGACGAGCGUCUGGACGAGGAGAACCAGAACCCGUCCUUCAGAACCCGGGUGGCUCUGCUGGACGGAGCGGUGAAGGACGGAGACGUGUCUCUGGUUCUGAAGAACCUGACAGCCAGCGACACCGGAGCGUACGAGUGUGGAGUCGCCCAGAGAGGAGCAGCAGAAGCUAACGCUAACAUGAAGCUCAUCAGCACCAUCUACCUGCAGGUAGCUCCGCCCCCUCCUCCAGGGAACCCAGAGGACAGCAGAAACACUGGAUCCAGAAACCUGCACCUGGGACUGAUAGUUUCAGUUAUUUUAGUCGUUGUUCUGAUUGUUGCUGCUUCGGUUCUGGUUCUGACCUGCAGGGAACCAAACAGCUGAAAAGCACCUGGACUGAUUCUUCCUCUGAGUCUGGCUUUGGCUGCUCCAAUAAUCUGAACAGAAAAGUUUCCUUCCAACAGAUUAUUGUUAUUGUUGACCUGAAUUUCUCGGAGCUUUUCUGUCUUCCUGGGUUCCACCGGGUUCUGCUGAGAUCAACACCAGCAGGCGACUUUCUGUCAGAACAAGCAGGUGAACUGAAGCUUCGUUAGUUAAAGACCUCAGAGCUGCAGAGAAGCUGCAACAUUCAGACAGAGAAACAUCAGAACUUAUGAGUUUUAUUCUCCUGACGCCUCAGUGAUCAGAAACUAAAUGACUUCAGAGGAGAACUGGGUCAGUCCGACCUGAUUUCCUCAUCGGGUUGGCAUGAGGGUCUGGCUUUAAUGAAAUAUUAAACAGUUUACAGAGAGGAGCUGCUGAGAUCAACUACAUUUUUAAUAGUUAGAGAGUUUUAUCAUUUGGACUUUCUGAAUGUUUCUUGUUAAUCCGUUAAAGAUCCAGAUUCUCCUGCCAGCAGGUUAUUAGCAACGUUAACGAUUAUCACUAUUAUAUCUAUCACGAUUAUAAUUAUAACAUUAACGAUUAUCACUAUUAUAUCUAACACGAUUAUAAUUAUAACAUUAACGAUUAUCACUAUUAUAUCUAACACGAUUAUAAUUAUAACAUUAACGAUUAUCACUAUUAUAUCUAUCACGAUUAUAAUUAUAACAUUAACGAUUAUCACUAUUAUAUCUAACACGAUUAUAAUUAUAACAUUAACGAUUAUCACUAUUAUAUCUAUCACGAUUAUAAUUAUAACAUUAACGAUUAUCACUCAAAGCAAUAAUCAUUGUUGAAAUAACGUCAGUCUUGCAGUGGUACAUAAAUAAAGAUCAUUUUUCUGGAUAAAUCAGAGGAAAAAUUAUCAUUUUUCCAGCCUGCUGCUGUCAGAACAGAAACAUGUCAAAGCUCCAAACAUGAUGAUUUAAAAAUGCUUUUAUUUAAAAAUGCUUUUAUUUAAAAAUGCUUUUAUUUAAAAAUGCUUUUAUUUCUUCCCAUCUUAAUAAUUAUAACAGCCUUUUUAUGAACUUUAUAAAAUGAAAACACAAAAUGCUUCACUGCGUCUGUCUGGACUUUGCUCAUCCUUUAAGGAGCAGCUAAAGAGCCUCUGUUCAGGUUUAUGUUUUAUUUUUCUGUCAUGUUUUAUGGUUGUGUUGCUGUGAAAUGUUUUCAUCCAGUGAAAUAUGAUUAAUAAAUAGUUCACCUCUCCUUACAGUGAACAUUACUUCAGGUACCAGCUAAGAGAUGUGAUGAGAGGAAAACCCAGUGAGGCUGCAGGCCAAACAUUUCACUCUGCAGAUGAUAGAAAACUGGAUUCAUAUUUCACUGCUUGUCUUCCUUCAGUUAUUUUAGAAAAGUUUUUCUGCUGCCUGGUUGUUUAAUGUGAAUAAAUGUUGAAUGUUUUCAUGUUUCCAUUA
This is a messenger RNA of Xiphophorus hellerii (green swordtail), 2496 nucleotides long. Its product is annotated as CD276 antigen homolog. The transcript is spliced from 3 exons. The record is from RefSeq and is a predicted model, not a curated record. Bases 482 to 1042 code for a protein of 186 amino acids. NCBI's taxonomy places the organism in Eukaryota, Metazoa, Chordata, Actinopteri, Cyprinodontiformes, Poeciliidae. Gene Ontology annotation, molecular function: signaling receptor binding. Gene Ontology annotation, biological process: regulation of cytokine production; T cell receptor signaling pathway. Gene Ontology annotation, cellular component: external side of plasma membrane.